CUGCUGGGUCUCCCAACGCCUGGACCCCUAAAAGCACUAGAGUCACCGCCCAUGGCGGAACAAUCACACCGGGCUCUCGGUGUCCGUGUGCGCACAGUGACCAGAGCUAAACUACCUAGGUACCCCAAAUCCCGAUGAAGACCGGAAUGGAGAUUGUGGUGCGACAUCGAGCAACCCAAGCUUCCUCGACAUAUCCUCCCUCACACGCCGCUGCCCACGAUCAUGAAUACCCUCCCUCGCCUUCCGCGGCGCGCUUCGCCGCAGUCAACGCAGAAAUGGAGCUGCUUCUUCUGUCAGCACGCCGUUCGUCCUGCGCCGCGCAUCACCAUCCGAGCGCCCGCCAUCCGUCGAGCGGCCUCGACAACACCACCCAAGCAGACCGGUCCCAGCUUCGGCGGCGCGCCGUCAAUGGAGCAGGUGCACGCGCAUUAUAGAAAAAAGAAUGCGUCAACAGCAUACUAUGUACUCAGCGUCAUUCUCGGGACGGUGGCCCUGUCGUACGGCUCUGUGCCUCUCUACAAGAUGAUUUGUCAAACAACAGGCUGGGGCGGCCAGCCCGUCCGCGCCCACGGUCCCGAUGUCGACUAUAGCGGGGACGGCCUCGCCUCGCGCCUGGUGCCCGUGACCUCGGCCCAGCGCAUCCGCGUCACCUUCAACUCGUCCGUCUCGGACGUGCUGCCCUGGAAGUUCACCCCGCAGCAGCGUGAGGUGCGCGUACUCCCCGGCGAGACGGCGCUGGCUUUCUACACCGCCACCAACAACUCGGACACAGACAUCAUCGGCGUCGCCACCUACAGCGUGACCCCAGGCCAGGUGGCGCCGUACUUCAGCAAGAUCCAGUGCUUCUGCUUCGAGGAGCAGCGGCUGAACGCGGGCGAGACGGUAGACAUGCCCGUCUUCUUCUACCUGGAUCCGGACAUGGUGAACGACGUCAACAUGAAGGGUAUCGAAACCGUGACGUUGAAUUACACGUUCUUCAAGGCCAAGUACGACGACAAUGGCAAGUUCAAAGCGCCUUCCCCCAUGGCCUAAGUAGAUUGACAGAGCCUCUGUCCGAGGACGAGACUCGACCUUGCCGUACACCGCAUUCCCCACUUCGGCAUGUUUCACCGAUUUUUUUUUUGUAUUGCAUGAAAUCCAUCGUGUCUGCCUUGCUUAGUUCUCCGUGCUCGAAUUGUGUUCAACUACUAUUGUGCACCCCCAUUGGGGGGGGGGGGGGCACAGCAUAUCACCAGGCGUUCAAAACAGCUAUUGAACUUGGCAGGAUAUAAGUCGAGCUGCAGGUAGAUAUACGGAGUGACUCCUGAUGGCCAAGCACCCGGCCGACUGAUACAUCCGUACGCGAUGUGCUUCGGUUACCGGGGUUGGUUGUCGUUGACGUUGUUGAAAGGCCUGAAGAAAGGACGCAUGUUUACUACCAGCAAGGAGUACGAAAACUAAACUGCAGCAACGGCUCAUUAGGUUGGCAGCGCGUUCAAAUAUAUUCAUAGUGCUCAAGUGUAUCACUGCCG
This is a messenger RNA of Colletotrichum navitas, 1511 nucleotides long. Its product is annotated as cytochrome c oxidase assembly protein CtaG/Cox11. Gene Ontology annotation, cellular component: mitochondrial inner membrane. Lineage: Eukaryota; Fungi; Ascomycota; Sordariomycetes; Glomerellales; Glomerellaceae. The record is from RefSeq and is a predicted model, not a curated record. Gene Ontology annotation, molecular function: copper ion binding. The transcript is spliced from 4 exons. Bases 223 to 1032 code for a protein of 269 amino acids.